This is a messenger RNA of Labeo rohita (rohu), 1215 nucleotides long. RefSeq names its product homeobox B6b (gene hoxb6b). Lineage: Eukaryota; Metazoa; Chordata; Actinopteri; Cypriniformes; Cyprinidae. The record is from RefSeq and is a predicted model, not a curated record. Gene Ontology annotation, cellular component: nucleus. Gene Ontology annotation, biological process: regulation of transcription by RNA polymerase II; anterior/posterior pattern specification. The transcript is spliced from 2 exons. Gene Ontology annotation, molecular function: RNA polymerase II cis-regulatory region sequence-specific DNA binding; DNA-binding transcription factor activity, RNA polymerase II-specific. The coding region runs from base 82 to 756 and encodes 224 amino acids.
UCAGAUAAAGUAAUGGCAAAAACCACUUGGACUAUAAAACACAACAAAUCAUAACACUCGGACAAUAACACUGGCCACCCCAUGAGUUCCUAUUUCGUCAACUCAACUUUUCCCGUGUCUCUACCCGGAGGACAGGAGUCUUUCUUGGGUCAGAUACCGCUAUAUUCCUCUGGAUAUACAGAUCCUUUAAGACAUUAUCCAAGCGCUACGUUCGGAGCUACCAAUGUCCAGGACAAGGUUUACACCUCCUCGUAUUACCAGCAAGCUGGGGGCGUUUUUGGGAGAAGCGGAUCCACCAGUGCUUGUGACUACACAACACCCAACAUUUACCGAACCGCUGACCGUUCAUGCGCUAUCGGAGGUUUGGAAGACUCGCUGGUCCUAACACAGGACCAGUGCAAGACGGACUGCACUGAACAGGGUGCAGAGAGAUAUUUUAACAGUGAAGACAAACCGUGUACCCCGGUUUACCCGUGGAUGCAGAGGAUGAACUCGUGUAAUGGAAUUCCUGGCAGCACUGGCCGCAGGGGUCGUCAGACCUACACUCGGUUUCAGACUCUUGAACUGGAAAAGGAGUUCCACUUUAACAGAUAUUUGACCAGAAGGCGAAGAAUUGAAAUAUCGCACGCUCUGUGUUUGACGGAACGACAGAUAAAGAUAUGGUUCCAGAACCGCAGAAUGAAAUGGAAAAAGGAGAAUAAAGUGCUGAACUCCGCAAAGGUCAGCGAAGAGGAGGAUGGUGGAAAGGCGGGAUAAAUGCUAAAAAGCAGCUUAUGACGAAGCCCUAGAAACACUGUACAUAACAUGUAGCCUUGUAGUUUUAAUUAAUAAGUACUGGUCUGUCCAACAAGAAAAAAAACUACCUAAUAAGUUUUAUGUUGACAUAAAAAAGCUUCAAGAAAAGACUUUCUUUUUCAUUAAAUCAGGCGUCUGAAUAAAGACGGUAAAAGAUAUGGGAGGUGCUUUUACCACUGUUAUAUAUUUUGCGGUAUUUGGCUAUCUAAGAUAAUAAGACAUAUGUUUUCUCGCAGUUUGAACAUUCUAAUGCCUAUCAUUUGAAAGAAAACAUAAGUUCAAAGUUUAAAACUUUGGGAUUUUAAAGGUCUUACAUUGAAUAUGUAUUUCAGUCCGUUGUGUGCUAGAUAAAGAAGAAAAUGGGACAUUUUGAUGCUUAAUUUAUUGGGUCGUCACUUUUGUGUAUGUGUAUGUGAAUGC